Molecule: messenger RNA, 267 nt
Organism: Morchella importuna
Lineage: Eukaryota; Fungi; Ascomycota; Pezizomycetes; Pezizales; Morchellaceae
Exons: 1
Coding region: 1-267 (88 amino acids)
Source: RefSeq, a predicted model, not a curated record
AUGAACCUCCCAUACAAUACAUCUACUACUGCUAAUGCCGAUCGGUUGAAAGCGUUUGCGCUCUGGGCUAAGAUUGUGAUCCCGCUAGUGUUGGUAGGGGCGCUGGGGUCCGGCGUGUAUUGCUGCACGAGCCAUCGGAAGCAGAGGAGGAGGAGGGUGUUAGGGGCGGCGGAGCCAGAGAUGGUAGGGGAGAAGAGUGCGCGGGGGGAGAAAGAUGGUGCGGGGGUAAGGGAGGUGGUAAGGAAGGUGGAUGGGGAUAGUGGGUAG